AUGAUACCAAUAGGGAAGCAAAGGCUUUGUACUAUGUAUCCUCAGGAAUACACUGCUUCUCUUAGUGAUCAGCUGACAAUGUCAUCCAUAAGUGAUACCAGUACUGAAUCGGAAUAUCUCCCAGAAGACGAGGAGGAGGACGAGAAGGAGAUAGUGAAAACGAACACUAACAACUGGCUGCAACUGGAGAAUGAACUCAAUGAAAAUGAGCUACAUCGAAGGCAGUACCAGCAAAAGACAAUUAAUAUUAAGAACAGGGUCUGGAGUCUAUGGUGCCAGUUCUGCACUGCGACUAACCGAGACACUCUAACACUUAUAAAAGAAGAGCCACCAAAUAUUAAAACACUCUGCACAUUCUUUGACUUUAUACUUACAACGCGAUGUGAGUAUGUCAAGUCAUCUUCGACACUACAAACAUACUGGAAUUACUGGGUGCUUCUGAGACGGGAAAAAGUAGGACUUUCAAUUCCAGCAAUCACAAAAGAUAAGAUGGUAGGACUUUCCUUGAUACUUCUACUUGCCGGUAUGAGUGGACACCGACCUGAUGCACUGCUGUCCCUCAAGAAUGCAAAUGUACAAGUUGCAUUACUCCCAACCGGAAGGGAACGACCACAUAUGGUCCUUGAGUUCAAACCCCACAAGACCAAGCGUUAUCGGGGGAUGAAAAAGAAGAAUCCGACGUUGGGAAUACCGGAAGUCCGUAGUGAGCCUUGCUUGCUGCUCUGUCCACAGUCAUUUUUGUUAUCCUUGUUGAUACGCAAGUCCGCUUUCAGCCAUCUUAGAAUUACAUCAGCAGCGCAGUUAUACGCAUUGCAGGUCCCUCCAGAAGCAGGAUCGCUUGAACUUCGCCCUGCAAACCCUGAAUGCUUUCUCUUCGAUAUCACUCCUAGGACUUUAAAUACCUGGCUGAAACGACUAGGUGAGCUGACAGGCUUUAACCUAUCAAUUACAUCAUACUGUCUCCGGAGAGGGGCCGGUGAAGCUGUCAAUAGUAGCUGUGAGAUCAGUGAAGCUCAGCAGAAUCUGCUUCUCCAGCAUGCGGCCAAUUCGUCUGUAUAUCAGGAGCGGUACGCGCCAGAUUAUUUUCCCAAAGAUUUUAGCGCCGUGUGGCGAGGCAGUCAGCCUCAAAAUAAAGUAAUCCGGAUGGCCAGUGGGCAAAGCCGCUCGAUCGACCUACGUCGCCCGGUUGAUCUCAAUGAGGCACAAGCAGCCGAAGCCGAUGCACAGCCCAAGGUUCAACGUUGCAAGGCGCGCUGGGAGCAAUCUCGAUUGAAGGUCCAGAUGGCAUAUGGAGCAAUGUACAAAGGCAAGGGAAAACCACUGUAUCAAAAAGCAAUGAAGAGGCGGAAUGCCUACCACACCGCACGUCAAGCGGCUCGUCGUGAGAUGAAGGCAGUCAUCCGAGCUCGGUUUAAUGAGGAGCAACCAACAGACGAUAUUAUACGGCAGGUACAUGGGCUUCCAAUGAAAUCUAGGAAGGCAUAUAAGACUGAGCUCGUCCCCCUUGAGCAGCAGCGCGCGUUUUCUCUUCUUUUCCGGUUUGCUCCUGAAACAGAGCGUGAUGAAACUGAGUACAGGGCUGCAGUCAUUGAUGCGGUGUCUAAGGUUGGGCCGAGCCGUAAACGCCGGCUUCAGGAAAUACAUAGCGAAGGCCCCACACCUGGGUGGGUGACAGCAGCACUCCAAGGUAAACCGCAAGUCCAAUUGGCGCGACGACAAUGCCUCUUGUGUAUGAUCUAUGGUGUUCGCGGAGAACCUUUCACUCGAGAUUCAAGCUUCGAGCGGCAUAUCCGUAGGAUCCAUAACAAGCAAAUACAGUGUCCUGAUCCUGCCUGUCAGGAUAUGCUUAUUGGUCACAUUGACAUUGCUAAUCAUAUGCGAUAUAUACAUGGAGCAUAG
Messenger RNA from Aspergillus oryzae RIB40, 1899 nucleotides. Its product is annotated as DUF3435 domain-containing protein. The coding region runs from base 1 to 1899 and encodes 632 amino acids. NCBI's taxonomy places the organism in Eukaryota, Fungi, Ascomycota, Eurotiomycetes, Eurotiales, Aspergillaceae. The transcript has 5 exons. The record is from RefSeq and is a predicted model, not a curated record.